Microthlaspi erraticum is the source of this 1788-nucleotide messenger RNA. NCBI's taxonomy places the organism in Eukaryota, Viridiplantae, Streptophyta, Magnoliopsida, Brassicales, Brassicaceae. The record is from the annotation of a GenBank genome assembly.
AUGGAAUCAUCGGCGAACACUAACAAAGCCUUAACGGAUAAACGUUUCUCCGACCUCGAACCUCCGCUCUCCGACGUUAUCAUCGAGGCGCUCGAGCAGUCCGAUUUCAAAUUUUGCACUCCGGUUCAGGCCGCUACGAUCCCUCUUCUCUGCACCUUCAAAGAUGUCGCCGUCGACGCUGCCACCGGUUCUGGAAAAACCCUAGCUUUCCUCGUCCCCCUCGUUGAACUCCUCCGCCGAUUAUCCUCUCCCAAACCUCACCAAGUUUUGGGGGUAAUCAUAUCGCCGACGAGGGAGCUAUCAACGCAGAUAUAUAACGUUGCGCAGCCGUUUGUUUCGACUCUGCCGAAUGUGAACUCUGUGCUGCUCGUUGGAGGCCGAGAGGUGCAAGCAGACGUGAAGAUUAUAGAAGAAGAAGGAGGCAAUGUCUUGAUUGGUACACCUGGAAGGCUCUCUGAUAUCAUGGAACGUAUGGACAUUCUUGAUUUCCGAAAUCUUGAGAUACUUAUCUUAGAUGAAGCAGAUAGGCUAUUGGAGAUGGGGUUUCAGAAGCAAGUGAAUUACAUAAUCUCUCGCUUGCCAAAGCAGAGGAGGACUGGUCUCUUUUCAGCUACGCAAACAGAAGGCGUCCAAGAGCUGGCCAAGGCGGGGCUUAGGAAUCCGGUGAGAGUUGCAGUUCAAGCUCAGUCAAAGUCCGAAUCAUCCCAGGAGCUGACAAACUCGAAAAUACCUUCUGGUCUACACCUUGAGUAUUUGGAGUGUGAAGCAGAUAAGAAAUCAUCACAGCUAGUGGAUCUUCUCAUUGAGAAUGCAGAUAAAAAGCUUAUAGUAUACUUCAUGACCUGUGCUUCUGUUGAUUACUGGGGACUCGUACUUUCGAAGAUUCCUGCCCUAGAGUCCAUAACCUUAAUUCCUAUCCAUGGGGAUAUGAAGCAGAAUGCAAGAGACAAGGCAUUAGCUUCGUUUACUGAAGUAUCGAGCGGUGUACUUCUGUGCACAGAUGUCGCUGCUCGUGGACUUGAUAUUCCAGGCAUUGAUUAUGUAGUUCAGUAUGAUCCCCCACAAGACCCGAACAUGUUCAACCAUAGGGUCGGAAGGACUGCAAGAUUGGGGAAACAAGGGAGGGCCAUUGUCUUUUUACUUCCCAAGGAAGAUGCUUAUGUUGAGUUUAUGCGCUUAAGAGGAGUCUCUUGUCAAGAGAGAAAAUGCUCUGAGAAAGCAUCCGAUGUCAUCCCGAUUAUACGUUCACUAGCCAUAAAGGACCGUGCAGUGUUGGAGAAAGGAUUAAAGGCGUUUGUUUCCUUUGUCCGUGCUUAUAAAGAGCAUCACUGCUCUUACAUUUUCAGAUGGAAAGGCCUUGAAAUCGGAAAGUUGGCAAUGGGAUAUGGUCUCUUGUAUCUUCCUUCAAUGUCUGAAGUUAAACAACACAGACUUUCCAGUGAAGGUUUUAUACCCGUUGAAGGCAUCAAGUUUGAUGACAUCAAAUUCAAGGACAAGUCUCGGGAGAGGCAAAGACGGCAAAACGUGCAAGCAAGGAAAGCGAAACGGGAAGAAGAGAAAAGAGAGAAAGGCAAGAGAAGCUCGAAAAGGGCGGCGACUGAUGCUUGUGGGACUAGCGAUUCUAGCAAAGCGGCGUCGAGGAAGUUAACGGGGAAGCAGAGACAAACCAUUCAAACAGCUGAAGAUGAAGAGGAGCUAGCUGAAGACUAUCGGUAUUGGAAGAAACUGAAAAAAGGGUCAAUUCAAGAAGAUGAAUUUGCAAAACGUAUGGGAGCUGAUGAUUUUUAG